AUGGCUAUGGUGGAAAAACAAGGUUGGUUUCUCAUGAAUAACACGCAAGCGUUGGUGUCCAGGUUCUUUAAAGCAAGGUACUUUCCUAAAACUACCUUCCUUGAUGCUAAUCUCGGUUAUAAUCCUAGCUUUGUUUGGAGAAGUAUUUGGAAAGCUAGAGAAGUGCUAACUUUUGGUUGUAGGUGGAGUAUAGGUGAUGGUAGCCAAAUAAAAGUUAUGAAUGAACCUUGUAUUCAAGGUAAAGCAGAGGAUUGUAUGCAUUUACCGCAACAACAAGGUAUUUAUAAUUUGGUUGUUAAGGACUUGAUGCUUCCUAACGUUAAACAGUGGAAUAUGGGAGUGAUUCGCAAUUUGUUUGAUUGUGUAGGAGCGGAGGAAAUUAUUUCUGUCCCGCUUGUGGAGGAUGUUACUGAAGAUAGAUUGGUGUGGAAGGAAGAAAAAGAUGGUGAGUAUUUAAUGUCCAUGUCCAUGUCCAUGUUGUGA
Messenger RNA from Vicia villosa (hairy vetch), 483 nucleotides. RefSeq lists its product as uncharacterized. The record is from RefSeq and is a predicted model, not a curated record. The transcript has a single exon. The coding region runs from base 1 to 483 and encodes 160 amino acids. NCBI's taxonomy places the organism in Eukaryota, Viridiplantae, Streptophyta, Magnoliopsida, Fabales, Fabaceae.